CCAGAUCGUAAAAAUCGUAUAAAAGCGAGAGAGGGUGGUGCGAAACCAUGACACCAGCCUCUUUCGCGGUUGAAGCAAGAAGUCAAAGAAAUCUAACGAGAUAGAAGUCCGACACGAAAACCUCCGCGCAACUACAGCAUGGCCGCUGCGAAAGUCUGGAUGGAACCCACCUCCAGGCCGAGCCGGCCGUUGAGCGCUCUACCGGUCCGGGGCGGGACGCCUUUGACAGGCGGGUACGGAAUAUGGAUUGCAAAAAUGUCUGGGUCUGGAAGAAAGCAACUUGUGAUGCUAUUUUUGGAAUCUAAAAAAAUCUGUAUUGCAUGAGCAGAAAGAGGCGUCCAGUUUUUGCUCCGGGGAGAGAGCAUUUGUCAUGCGUGAUAGGCAUCAAGAUACCCGCAAAAAAUUUGUGAUGCUGGUGCAUACAUCGCAGACAUCACGGGUCAUGCAAAAUGUGCAUGACAAACCUUGCAAUCUUCCAGACCCAGACAUUUUUGCAUUUGAUACGGAAACUGGGGCGUGCCGAGGUACUCACUUUUCUUGCUCAUAUGAUGUGUUUCCGCAUGACAAAGUCGCUGCUCAUCGCAAAAUGAAAAUUUCCUUCCUAGUAUCCUCUACCGAAGGCCGCGAAAUUUGUUUUAAAAUCCCACACACAGCACGCACCCCUCCGGCCCGACCGGGAUAGGCGGCGGGGCAGUGAGUUCCUCUUCCGGGAAGAAUCACUCCAACCCCAACUCCCAGCAGUUCCCGACGAACAAACCCAAUAGCACGGCAAACCAGCUUAUCAAAUGCAAAAAUGUCUGGGUCUGGAAACUUGUGAUGCAAGCCCGUGAACAGUAACUUAACUUUUCUGUAAUGCACCGCCAAGCAUGACAAGUUUUUUCGUGCUCUUGUGCUGCGUAUUUCGCAUGAGAAAUAACUGCGCUUUUGCAUGACAGCCAAGAGGGCCCCUUGGUGGCCACGCAAUACAGAGUGCAGAAUCAUGCCAGACUAGCAUGACAAAUCUUGCAAUCUUCCAGACCCAGACACUUUUGCAUUUGAUACAGCUGAAACAGCGACCUAAAUCCGCUUUGACUCGCCCAGGCCGGCACAUGAAGAGAUCAGGGUCGGCGCACGGAAACACAACUUUGGAUACACUUAUGGGAGUGUCAGGAUCGAAAUCGACAAAGUCGAAAAAUUUGUAAUGCAUAAAAUGUAGGGCCCAUAAGGCCUGUGUUGGAGAGGAGGGAAAUGAGACCGAUUGCAAGCCUGUUUAGCCCUAAACAUUUACUGCCAGAGUAGCAUGACAGGCGCAGUCUUGUUUGCCUAAACAGCAUGACAGACUGGGUUUUGGUGCUCCCAAAAUUUGUCAUGCGCCACUUGGAAACUGAGUCCCCAACUGGUAUCGAUUUUAUGCGUCACAAAUUAUUUCGAUUUUGUUGAUUUCGAUCCUGACGCUUCCAUAACACUGCUUUUCGACGGACUCUUCGCACCCCACCAGUAUGCGAAACACGGCGGUGGUGGAACAACAGCUGCAAACGGAACCCAUCACAACUCCGGCGGUGCGAACGGUUUUAUCUCCGCGUCGGCGAAUAACAUAGCAGCGGUGAAAAUGAACCCAUAUGGAUACCAGUUAGGGAAAACAGCCGGGGGGAAUAAUUACUCAAAUCUGGACAAGAGAAAAAACCCGAUCCGUGGCGGCAUAAAGAACCGAGCGGUCAGUCCUGCGGGGUCUACCGGGAGCGGCGCUGGGGGGAUCAUAAGAGAGAACAGCAAUACAGGCGGGAUAAACAACAACGGGUCUAGAGAACAAAAAAAGCGCACUUCCGCAGAGCACUUUCUCGCGACCAUGAAUAUUCCCGGAAAUCCGCAUAGCAAGCCGGGGAGUAGAGCCGGAUCGAAGCCCAACGCCGGAAUGAUAACGACGCAGCAGCAGAACCAAGCGAAUGUACAGUCGGAUCUGACGAAGACUUUACAGACAAUCAAACAGCAGAUAGAGCGGGAGAAGAUGCGGUUAGCCGCGCCAAACAAGUUCAACAAAUACGACACAAGGAUGAACUGGCAGCAGACGCCGACGAGCGGAGCGUCUGGUGGGAUGAAACAGCGCCCGCAGACUGCCGGUAUGUACCGGACGAGGACGUCUGGUAGUGGUGGCUCCAACACAAACGUCAUCUCCCCCGGCGCCUCCAAGCAAAACAACAAUAACUCCAGCGACCGAAUGCUAAGGGUAUCAAAUGCAAAUAUGUCUGGGUCUGGAAGAAUGCAAGUUUGUCAUGCUUGUCUGGAAUGAGUGUUAAAUCUGUGAUGCAUGAGCAGGAAAAGGACCUCUUGUCUGUCAUGCAAAAACGCAGUUUGUCAUGCGAAAAACGAAACACACAGCAGCGCAAAAACUACUUGUCAUGCUGGGCUGCAUAUUUUAGUGCGCCCACAAUUCGUAGAUUUGCAUCACAAGUUUCCAGACCCAGACAUUUUUGCAUUUGAUAAGGGGAGCUGAACGACCACACAGCUGCAGCUCCGAAACAACGGCAGCGACCAACGACCGCGCAUGUGGACCGGCUGAGAACGGUUGCGGCGAGCGACCCGCGGUUAAAUCUUCACAACCGGGCAGGAGCUUUGGGGAACAACCACACGAGACCAACCUCCGCGCACCCCGCGUCUGCCGCCCAUCACGCGGCACACGACCUGCAGUAUGUGUUGCAUCACGAGCGGCCGAAGUCGGCGUCGGCGGCCUCGAGUAGUCGGCAGGUCAAGGCGGACAUGGUGGAUAGAAGCGGGAAGACAAUACCUUCGACGUUGCUGGAGGGGGGAAGCUAUGUGACCGGGAAAACGAUUGGACAGGGGGCUUACGCGGUAUAAGGAAGUGGUGGUUUUGAAUUUGCAUUUGGCUUUUUGUGAUGCGAGAACUGCAUAAGAAGCGGUGUUUGUCAUGCACCAUUCCGUACACAUUAAUAUCAAACAGUCCGUCCGCGUCUGCACCCACCACCCCUCGGAGAAGAACUACGCGGUGAAAAUUUUCGACAAGACCCGGUCGCACUGGGAAAACCGGAAGAAACUGGUUUACCGAGAGGUGAAAUUGAUGGAAAAGAUCUGCCGGGAUAAUGAGCACAUUUGCAAAUUUCUCGAAUACGUGGACUGUUCCAAUUUUCUGCACUUGUUCCAGGAGCUCGUCAACGGGGGGAAUUUGCGACAAGAGCUCAACAAAAAGCAACUACGGAGAAUAAGCGAGGGGACGGUAUGAUAAAUAGCUAUUUGAAUGAUGUCAACAGGCAUUUCUGACAAACCGCAUUUCGGCUGUCAUGCGGAGUUGGCAAAUAAAAUUGAGAACAUGAAUUUUGUGUACUACCAGGUCCGCAACUACUUUUGGCAAAUCUGCGACGGGAUAGAAUACCUCCAUCACAACCUCGUGGUCCACCGGGAUAUAAAAUUGGAAAACCUUCUGCUCCACCACAACUCCUAUGCAUUGCAAAAGUAUCGUGCUCGUACUAAUCGCAGUCAUGCAAUGCAAGUUUGUUUCUCAAGCCAAAUCCGCAUUACAAAUUUCAUUUUUCACUUUGAGCAAACUUGUCCUGCGGUUUAUACAACUAGUGCGAUGCUUUUGCAUUGCAUAACUCCCACGGCGUGACGAUAAAAAUCGUUGAUUUUGGCUUCGCGGUGAAGCUCCAGACGCCGACGCAGAAGCUGAAAGUCUUCUGCGGGACGCCCAGUUACAUGUCGCCCGAAAUCGUAGCCGGAAAGGAGUUAUGCACUGCAAAUAUGUCUGGGUCUGGAAGAAUCCACGACUUGUCAUGCAGGUUUCCCUUGACCCAGGAGGUCUGCAAUGCACGCCGUAGCAUCACAAGUUUUACAAGAGCUUUGCAAUGCCCAGUCUGCAUGAGAAAUCCCAGUCAACAGAGGUUGCUAAAAAUGAACAGCUUUUGCAUCUCAUGCAUGACAGAUUUAUGUGUGAUUGGCAGGGAGCAUCACAAACCUGAACCAUUCCAGACCCAGACAUAUUUGCAUUUGAUGGGAGUACAGCGGGUUCCAGAGCGACGUGUGGGCGCUGGGUGUGGUACUUCUUGUUGUUCACAACUUUCUCUUCGUAGAAUGUAAUAUGCGAAGUGCGUUAACUCGAAAACUCGAUUGCAUGAUCACCACGACCACGCAUGACAAACAGGAGCUGUCAUGCAUAAUUGCAAUAUAAAAGGUUCUCUAUGUGCUCCUCUGCGGCCGCUUCCCGUUUAAGGCGAACCAGGAACACGAGCUUUACCACAAAAUCCGGCGGGGGCAGUUCUCCCUAGCGGAUAACCACGUAUCUUCCACUGCAAAAAGAGUGAUCAAGGGCAUCCUCCGCGUAGACGGCAACCUCCGACCGGUGGUGUCGCAAGUGGUCAACCACGCGUGGGUGUUGUCCGGAUCCACCGCGGCUAUGGCGGGGCGGCACUCAGAACACGCACAGCAGGAGAGGUCGUCGCAGAAUAUCAGCACGUCAUCGUCGAAAGAGAUAGAUUUGGGCAUUAUCGCAGACAACAGCACGCACAGCAACGGAGUAGUUGCUGGCACCACGGGAGGGGGUUUUACAGAAGGGAUAACUUUGAGUAGACCCAGCAGUGCGGCCGGAGGAGCAAGCACAUCGGGAGCUGGGCCGGGGAGGGUAUCUUUCACAAGAGUCUGAAUUUUGUUUUGCGGAGUUACCUAAUAUGAAGUUUCAUCGUCAUUCUGUCAUGCAUGCUUGCAAUUCUAACUUGUGUAUGCUGUAAUAAGUCCACGAACUACAACUUCUCCAGGUCGACAGUGCCAGUUUUGUCGGUGUCGCUCCGGACACUAUCGAGGGCGAAACACCCCGGCACUACACAAAUAGCCUGUCAAACAGCCAAACGGGGGUCUACGCAGCCACGACGCUCGAUAAGCUAUCCACCGGGGAGUAGGAGGAGGGAGACGCCCUGUUCGACUGCUAAGCAAGCGGGAAGCUGCUUCUGGUCCUGCUGCAGAACCGGAAACGAGAAAUCAAAACUUUUUAGAAAAAUCGCAAUCUAAUACCAUAUCAAAACCGAAGUCAUCUGUUAAUGUUACUAGAGUUACCAAGCUUAAUAUCCAGUUUCAAUGUUACUAGAAUUUUUCGCAAAAAUACAAUCUGCUACUCAACAGCUAAGGCCGCACGGCAAUGGCUCGUUGUAGCAAGUAAUCAUCCUUCAGAACUUUCUGAUUCUGACCAGAACUUUUUACUCUUCAUUACUUCCUUUUGUGGUGCUGGUUGCAAGUAGAGCGAUGAAUUAGUGAUUCAUUCAGACGUAGAUCAUGACAGUAGCAACUGUAUCUUGAAGUUUGGCCUAUGAAUAUUUGCUACAGGGAGCGGGUGGACGAAGGGAACAAACGGUUAAUACAGCGCCAGCACCAUGCCACUUUUAGAGACCACAGUUUUACGACCAGAAAGAAAAGCACGAUAUUAAGCUUCAGCAACCAGGCAGUCGUCUGGAACCACGAAAUUUAUGUCGACCUCCUGCGCUCGCUGCGCCAGGGGGUAGAUGAAAAUAGAAGAUGAAAUAGAACUCCAGUAUAGCUCGGCCAGCUAUAAUUCUUGGGGUAAAUAAGAUUUCAUCGUGAACAACCCAAAACUUUAUGAUCUGUAGGACACGCUGCACACGAGAACUUCAACUUUGAAGUCUCGUCUAUCGAAAUAAGAAAUCUUCAAAAAUGAACAUGUACUUACUUUCUUCACAAGAAACUAUCAACUCCCACGACGUUCCUCAUGUAUUAUUUUGACCUUUAUCCUCAAGCCCAUUUUAUUCUCUCGAAAAAACGCUAUCAUGGGCAGACCUCGGCAGAAGUAGCUAGUUAUGAAAAGAGUUUUCUUCUCUACUUGUCAUAGGUGGGGAGAUAGAAAUUUCGUAUGAACUACUACCAAAAAAUGAACAAUGCUACUGAUGAAAGAACCGUAAGAUGUCAAUUCAAAACGAGGUCGGAAAUAUUGCUAGGAAUUGCUACUGGCAUGGGCGGCAGGAGUGCUAGUAGCUACCUGCGCUGUUUUCUGCUCGUGCAUUCUUGCAAACUUUUGAUGCAUUUUUCUACCUGUUCCAAC
Messenger RNA from Amoebophrya sp. A120, 6031 nucleotides. NCBI's taxonomy places the organism in Eukaryota, Dinophyceae, Syndiniales, Amoebophryaceae. The record is from the annotation of a GenBank genome assembly.